CGGUCCUGCCCAUCAGCAGGUUGUUGGCGAGGGCUGGGCUGCCUCGAGGACGAGAAGGAGGCUGCCGCCGCCGCCGCCGCCGCCGCUUUUGCAAGCAGGAGCGCCGCAGGAGGGCGACUGAUCGCGACCCGCGUGUGCGCGUCCCUCCCCGCCGCAGCCCAGGGGGAGGGGAGAAAGGAGAUGAGCCUCGUAUUGUUUCCCUCGUAAGCCAGUCCGCCCGGGCUAUGGGCUCCUCGCCUUUGUUCCCCGCGUGAGCGCAACCAGCUCCAGCCAAAGGCAAACGGAGGAGCCCGCCUCCUCCUCCUCCUCUUCGGGGAGCAACAUGGACGUGACCAUUUCCGAACUCAUGGAGCUCUUUCUGCAGAGCCCCUUGGUGACCUGGGUGAAAACGUUUGGACCAUUAGGGAACGAUAAUGAAGACAAGCUCGCCAUGUAUAUGGACCUUGCAGAUGGAGUCUUCCUGAACAAAAUAAUGCUGCAAGUAGAUCCGCGACCCACAAACCAGCGUGUCAACAAACAUGUCAACAACGAUGUCAACCUACGGAUUCAAAACCUCACCAUCUUAGUCAGAAACAUCAAGACCUAUUAUCAGGAGGUCCUCCAGCAACUGAUCAUUAUGAAUUUGCCAAACGUCUUGAUAGUUGGCAAAGAUCCUCUGUCUGGGAAAAGUAUGGAUGAAAUUAAAAAGCUACUUCUGCUAGUUUUGGGUUGUGCUGUGCAGUGUGAAAGAAAAGAAGAAUUCAUUGAAAGGAUAAAGCAACUAGAUAUUGAAACUCAGGCUGCAAUAGUUUCUCAUAUUCAAGAGGUAACCCAUAACCAGGAGAAUGUAUUUGACUUGCAGUGGCUAGAGCUCCCAGAUAUGGCUCCAGAAGAACUCGAGUCUCUUUCCAGAAAUAUGGUUUUCCAUCUCAAGAGGCUGAUCGAUGAGAGAGAUGAGUGCACAGAGCUCAUUGUGGAUCUCACUCAGGAGAGAGAUUACCUGCAAUCCCAACAGCCGCCCAGCCCUUUAAAAACUUCCAGCCCAGCCUCUUCGCCAAACCCAGCCAGCCGCCUCUCCAAUGAGGACAAACAGCAUCUGUCUGUGGAGCUGGCAGACACAAAGGCUAAACUAAGGAGGAUCAGGCAGGAGCUGGAAGAAAAAUCAGAGCAACUUGUUGACACUAGACAUGAAGUAGAUCAGCUGGUCAUGGAACUGCAGAAAAUAAAGCAAGAGAACAUUAACCUCAUGGCAGAUGCCCGCUCUGCUCGGGCCUAUAGAGAUGAACUGGAUUCCUUAAGAGAAAAAGCAAACAGAGUGGAGAGGCUUGAAAUGGAGCUGGUCCGGUGUAAAGAGAAACUGCACGAUGUGGAUUUCUACAAAGCACGGAUGGAGGAGCUUAGAGAAGACAACAUCAUAUUAAUGGAAACAAAGACAAUGCUGGAAGAGCAGCUGAUGAUAGCAAGAGCUCGUGGUGAUAAAUUGCAUGAAGCUGAAAAGGAAAACUUGCAGCUGAAAUCCAAGCUUCAUGACAUAGAGCUGGACAGGGAUACGGACAAGAAGAGAAUUGAGGAGCUGCUGGAAGAGAAUAUGGUGCUGGAAAUUGCACAGAAGCAAAGCAUGAACGAGUCUGCCCACCUGGGCAGGGAACUGGAGCAGCUGUCAAAGAGCACAGAUCUCUCUGAUACAAGGAAGUCUUUUGUCUUUGAACUGAACGAAUGUGCAUCAAGUCGCAUCUUGAAGCUCGAAAAGGAUAACCAGAGUCUGCAAAAUAUUAUCCAAGAGCUCAGGGAUGCAUCGGUAACCUCUGAAGAGAGUAGCCUUAAAUUUGUGGAGCUACAAAAUGAGAAUCAGCAGCUUGGCCAAAAGAUUGAAAAGCUGCAGAACCAGAUUGAACGGGAGAAGCAAAGUAAUCAAGACUUGGAAGCUUUAAGCGAGGAGCUGCUAAAGGAGAAGGGACAGCUUCAGGGCAAGAUGGAGACCUUGAAAGCUGACAAAGAGAGACAGAUAAAAGACCUAGAAAAGGAAACAGACCAUCUCAACCAAGUGGUUUUGUCCCUGAGGCAGAGGUCUCAGGUCAGUAGUGAGGCCAGGGUGAAAGACAUUGAAGUGGAAAACAAAGUACUCCAUGAAACGGUUACAGAGACCAGCAGCAAGCUCAGCAAGCUGGAGUUUGAGAAGAAGCAACUGCAGAAGGACUUUGAGCAGGUUAAAGAAAAGGUGGAAAGAGUAGAGGAAAUGGACAAGGAGCUUCAUCGACUAGAGAGGGAGAACGAGCAGCUCACAAAGAAAGUUGCUGCCAUGAAGAUCACUACGGAGAAAGUAGAGGUUCUUGAGGAACAAAAUGGGAACUUGGAAGUGGAGAACAGGAAGCUGAAAAAAUCCCUGGACACCUUGCACAAUGUUUCUGUCCGGCUAGAAAGCCUAGAAAAGGACAACAAGGAGCUAGAUGAAGAGAACCUGGAACUCAGGAGAAUGGUGGAGACAAUGAAGUUUGCCAGCUCAAAAAUGGCCCAGAUAGAAGCAGAAAAUAAAGAGCUAGAAAGAGAAAAAGAAGAGCUUAGGAAAAACGUAGAGAUGUUAAAGAUUCUGAUCAAGAAAUCAGAACGGCUGGAGCUGAGUUACCAGAGUGUGAAUGCUGAGAACCAAAGACUCCAGCAGAUUAUAGAGAACAGCAGCAAGAAAAUCCAGCAAUUGGAGAAGGAACUGGAAGGCACUGGAAGUGAGAACCAAACCCUCCAGAAAAAUUUAGAGGAGCUGAAGAUCUCAAAUAAGCGGUUGGAGUGGCUGGAGAAGGAGAAGAAACUGUUGGAGCAAGAAGUGUCCCAGCUGGAUAAAGACAAGAAGAUACUGGAGAAGGAGACAAAAAGACUUUGGCAGCAGGUGGAGCUGAAAGAUGCUAAUUUGGACGAGAACACUGCAGAAUUGGCAGCAAUGGAGAAGGAAAAGAGAACACUAGAAAGAGAACUAGCUAGGUCCAGAGACUUGUCUCAUAAGAUGAAAGAAUUUGAAAAGGACAAUAAAGAUCUCCUAAAGCAACUUGCCAUUGACAAGAGAACACUAGCUACAUUGAGAGAGGAUUUGGUUCUUGAGAAGUUGAAGAGCCAGAGAUUGUCUAGUGAGAUGGACAAGUUGGACCAGGAACUGGAGAAGAUUGGAUUAAAUAAGGAGCUGCUCCUAGAGACUGAUAAUGGCAACAAUGACAAGAAGUAUAAGAUACUGGAAAGCAAAACUGAAUGUGACCUAAAGACAACACUAUGUGAUAAAGAAGAGAAAAUUGCUGUAUUGGAGGCCCAGCUGCAAGAGUUUCUCACCUUGAAUCAGCAGUUACAGAAUGAACUAAACACCAUGAGGAGGGAAUUUGAAGGGGUCAAGCAGAAGCAAGAGGAUGGAAUCCUUCUGCAGAAUUCACUGAAGCAGCCCAAUGAAAAUUUGGUUUCCUGUCAUCAGACAAAGGAAAAGUGGGAAAAGGGACACAAAGAAGCAACAAUGGAGCUUCUGAAAGUAAAAGACAGAGCUAUAGAAUUGGAGAGAAAUAAUGCAGCCUUACAUGCAGAGAAGCAGCUUCUGAAGGAGCAGCUAAGACAUUUGGAAACCCAGAACACCUCCUUCAACAAUCAGAUCCUGACACUACAGAAGCAAAAUGCCUUCCUUCAAGAGCACAACACUUCCAUGCAAACACAAACAGCCAAGCUCCAGGUGGAGAACUCAGCCCUAAAUUCCCAGAGUGCCUCCUUGAUGGCCCAAAACACUCUACUCCAAAACCAGCAGCUGACCAAGGAGAACGAAUGUGACAAUCUGUUGAAGCAGAAAGAUCAGCUCAAGGCAGAAUACGAGUCCCUCCUGCAAGACCACGAGCACCUGGCCUCGCUGCAUGAGCGGCAGUCGACAGAAUAUGAAAUGCUGAUAAAACAGCACAGCUGCCUCAAAGCGCUCCACAAAAACUUGGAUCUGGAGCACAAAGAUCUGGGAGAAAGAUAUAACGGCUUGAUACAACACAAAUCCAAACUGGAGGAGCUGGAAAUGGUUUUGAAAACAGAAAAAGAUGUUCUGCAGCAGGAAAAGAGAGCAAGUGCACUAGUGACCGCGGAGAACCAGAAACUGAGAGAAGAGCUGGAAAGGGUUAAUUUCUUGCACAGCAAGCUCAAAGCAGAAUACGAGGGCCUUCAUGUCCACACCAAGGAACUGAAAACCUCCUUGAAUAGCUCCCAGCUACAGCUGAACCACUGUCAAGCUCGCUAUGAUGAGCUGAAGGAGCAGUACCAGACCAUGGACAUUUCCUUGACUAAAUUGGACAACCACUGUGAGCUUCUGGCUCGCCUAAAAGGAAACUUGGAAGAAGAGAAUCAUCAUCUCCUGAGUCAGAUCCAAAUGCUGAGUCAACAGAACCAAAUGUUGUUGGAGCAGAACAUGGAGAACAAGGAACAGUAUCAUGAGGAACAGAAGCAAUAUAUUGACAAACUGAAUGCAUUAAGGCGACACAAAGAAAAACUGGAGGAGAAAAUAAUGGAUCAGUAUAAGUUUUAUGAUCCGGCUCCAAAAAAGAAAAACCACUGGAUAGGAGCUAGAGCCUUGGUUAAACUCAUGAAGCCAAAGAAAGAAGCUACAAGAGAACGGUUGAAAUCCUCAGUCGAGAGCCCUCCAUGGCACUCAGAAAGCACAGACACAGCCGGGUCACCAUCGCCUUCACAGCUGCCCAAGCAGCAGGAGAAUCUGGAGAGCACCUCCCCAGAGUCUGGCUCAGUGGAAGGCAGAGAGCAGAAUAAUGGACCUGUGGGGAAAGUGGAUUCAAAACCGAAGAGAAAUUCUCAUUAUGGAGGCAGCAGUGACCACAUUGAAAGUGCAACGGACUCUGCUCUUAAGCAGUGCUACGUGGAGCCGAGUUCCAGGACUUACUCUGCCUCGGCCGCCUACCUGGCUGCUCCUGGUUCUACCUCCACCUCCAGACAACAAAACAGACCCAGAGGCCAUAAUUCAGAGGGUGACCUGUAUGAAAACUUCCUUGAGGUAGAGCUUUCAAGCAGGCAGCACAUAUCAAGGCCGAAUAGCUUAGAGAACAGUGAAAAUGCAUCCUCCAGCAGCUCCCCUCUGAACUUCAAAGGUUCUUUUGACCGUAUUCAUGGCAGAUCAGAGAGUCUCAGUAGUGAAGACACGGUGCUGACUAAAGACACACCUGGCUCACCUAGAGACGGCCUUUUUUGUCCUACCUCUUCUGCUCCUGGGGGCUCAAACACUAAGCACAAUGCCUCCCUUACCAGGAACUCUGCGUUUUCAUAUGAUAUAUCUCAGAAAAGUAACCCAGCCCAUGCACAGUCUGCUAGGCAUCGACCUGCUUCUCCAGGCAGCGAGUUGGUGACUUUGGAAGAAUUCCUGAAAGAAAGCCACAGAUCAACACCACUUAAUGACGCAUCCAGCAGAGAUGACUUCCUGAGUGACUAUUUCAGAAAAGCAAAUGAGCCUCCAUCUAUUGGAAGUCAACUUUCUCAGGCAAAUAGGAAGGAGGCAGCCAAGAUGCCCACCAUCUACGUCACACCAACCGUAAAGAUGUCUGGUGCUAAUGAAGACGGAAGGCUGGCCAAGCCAGGCCACUAUGUCAAACCAAACCUUCGUCCAACAGAAUCUGAGUUUGCAGCAAACUCCAACAAUUCCUGCAAGCUCCCUCCUGCAUCUCAAAGGGGAUCGAGGCAGGUGGCACAGUCUUCUCAGCAGGGCAGUAACAUGAGCAAGCAGAGCGCAUCGUUGAACCGUGCGUUUAGCUUGGCUUCCGCAGACCUCCUCAGAGCCACUGGUCCAGAGGCAUACAGACGCUACGACAGCCUUCCGAAGCCUGGGACUGCCGAUCUCCAGCUGGGCAAGGACUCAGAUAUCCAGACCUCUCCACUUCCUUUAGCGGGAGGCUCCCAGGUCUUGCUGAGAGAGAGGCCGCAGUCUGCAAAGGUGGCGGGUUCUCUGCAGAGCGUUAAUUCUCGCUGUCGGCAGCUUGACGUCAGGCGGCUCUCUCUUGCGCCUCCAAAAGAUGAGAAGUCACUCUUGUUCCCCCCGUUUUCUUCCUCCCCAACCACUUCCAAGGAUGACCUGAACUCUCAGCCACAGGAGCAAGCCAAGCCAGGUUUGGAGCAGCACUGCUCCCCUCCACAAUAUGCUGCUUCUAAGAUCAAAUCCAAGCCGGUGCUGCGGUCUGGGGAAGUGGCCACAGUGACUCCUGUCAGAAUUGUCUCCGGCAGCACGGAAGGGAGCAGCCCCCAGGGGCCAAGCCCGAGUGAGGCCUCUCUUACCAAAGGUCGAUACCCAGAAAAUAAAAUUCCAGCAGGAGGCACUGAAGAAGCAAACAGAGGGGGCAGCUCCAAGAACCCUCCAUCGUCACCAGAUUCUCAUGCUGAUCAGCAGACUGUUUGGUAUGAAUAUGGCUGUGUGUGAUGCCCUUACCUUCCUCCCCUCACCCCCAAAAAGAGAUGUACAAUAUGUGCUUCACUACUGAAAAUUUGGUGGCGUCAGGAGUGAUGGUGUCUCUAAAUUCAGAGCUACCUGCCAGAUGUCUUAACUCUCUUUUAGAUGCUAACGUACAGCCUUGCUUGGCCUGACGCCUUCCAGGUGUUUUGGACUACCGGCUCCCAUCAUUCCUUGCCAGCCUCAGUGGCCAGGGAUGAUGGGAUUUGUAAUCCAAAAUAAUCUGGAGGACACUGGGUUGGGGAAAGCGAGUGUAAUGGAACGAAAUGCAUUGGUGUACCCUCGAGGUGAAAGAUUGAAUUGCCAAAUGCAGCUGCUGCUCUUGUGCCUAGAUGUGGACAGAUCAAGUGUCUCCAUUUCUUCCUGCUCUCCCUCAAACCCAGAAAUUAAGCUGAACUCCUGGAAGCACAGAGUGCUUGCAGUUUUGCUUCCCUUUAACUCUCCUGCUGGCCUUGUUGCUCUUCAUUAAUUGGAAAACUGCAUAUGUGUGUGUCUUUGCCUACUGAGUUCAAGCCUUAAUAAAACGUCACCCGAUAAAACAGGCACCUCCCUCCUAUUUUAAAAUGGCAGGCAAUUUUUACUAAGCUGUAAGUCUCUUAUUGGGUCUGGGUUGGAGCAGGUGCUGUUUUAAAAACGAGGUGACUAAAACGUAGAGGUCUCUGUCUCAACCCUUCCCUCUGAUGGCUGUCACAGUACAUUGGGAGGCCUGUUCAAUGUCCUGGGGUUGUGUGUUGUUGUUUUUACUGUACCUGCUUUGUGGUGCAGCGGAGGUGCUGCCUUUUUUUAUAUAUGGCUAACGUUUUCUGAAAAACACUGGAACGGAUGCACUGUUCUUGUGGGGUAAUGCCUCCUUUAAACAGUGACUCCAUGCACUAGACUGAUGUGUUCACUACUGCAAAUGUUAUAUUUCUGUGUGGAUCUGCUGGGAGCCACUGGGAAAUGAACAGAUACUGCAAUUCUGCUUUCCUCCUAAUGUGUACAGUUGCUUGUAUCGUAAAUGAUACGUAGCAGAUUUUUUCAAUGACUUUAUGACUGCUGCAAUCUAUUUUUUUCCACCGGAGCCAGUCAUUUUAAGUAGUUGAUAUUUUUCAGGCCCAGAUUCUAACACUGUUAACUGGAACUGUGUAGAAACCAAAACACAUUUCUAUGCACAUGAAAUAAAUGCUUUUUUUAUUAAAUCAUAUUUAUGCCCAGCUGAAAGACUUUUACAUUUCGGGAGCUUCAUUGAGUGCUUAUGUAUAUCUUGAGUGUUUUGUGUGUUUCUGCUGUUUUUCUUGUAAAGAUGCUUCCCCUCCCCCUCUGUGUGUGACAGAUUACCUUACAACAGAAUUGUAAAAGUUCUCCUGAUUUGUGAUUUACUAUAGUGAGAGAACACACAAAUCUGUAACAAUUGCACAUAACUGGUGAUUAGUGUGUAGCGGAUCAUAUUGUAAGAAGAGUGAGAUUGUUUAUAAUAAAGCUUUUUUUAAAUACA
This is a messenger RNA of Podarcis raffonei (Aeolian wall lizard), 7898 nucleotides long. RefSeq names its product coiled-coil domain containing 88C (gene CCDC88C). The transcript is spliced from 30 exons. NCBI's taxonomy places the organism in Eukaryota, Metazoa, Chordata, Lepidosauria, Squamata, Lacertidae. Gene Ontology annotation, biological process: cytoplasmic microtubule organization; cytoskeleton-dependent intracellular transport. The record is from RefSeq and is a predicted model, not a curated record. Gene Ontology annotation, molecular function: dynein light intermediate chain binding; microtubule binding. Bases 323 to 6394 code for a protein of 2023 amino acids. Gene Ontology annotation, cellular component: centrosome; cytoplasm.